Moesziomyces aphidis is the source of this 723-nucleotide messenger RNA. The record is from the annotation of a GenBank genome assembly. NCBI's taxonomy places the organism in Eukaryota, Fungi, Basidiomycota, Ustilaginomycetes, Ustilaginales, Ustilaginaceae.
AUGAGGCGUGGCAACGCUCAUGCCAACAGCUCGGUAGCGUUGCUUGUGGGGCUGGCCGCAUUCAAUCCCAGCCCGCUCCUGCUGCGUGCAGUCGCGCAUUGGAGCCGCAAGAGGGGCUGCGUGGCGCCCGGGCUCCGAAUCUCGCUCGACUCUCGACGAACCAUGCUGAGCUUGGAUGAGGAUGGCCAUGGCGAGCACUUUGCUGGUGGCGAGACAGGCCAUCCUUGCGUCAACCCGAAGCGAUUUGCACGCAACGCGAGCGAUCCAGUUGCGGGGACUUGGACGAGAAGCGAGGCGCGUGCACGGGACCUUAGGCAACCUUUGGUGGUUUCCCCUUUCAACGCCGCAGCAGGCCCUUUUCAACCGAGCCAGCGCGCCAAGGACCCCAUCGGCCUGUCAUUCGUGGAGCCGAAUCAGAUGACAGCCGCUUGCACAGAUGAGGCAAGACGAGCCGAAUCUCGCGAGCGUGGCAGGAUGCGGUCUCCGUCGGCUGGUGCUGAAACGGCGUCUUGGAGAGCAGACGCGGCCGACUCGUCCGUGCCGCCUCGCCUCGCAAGGCCCUGGCGAGGUAUGGAGGUUCGGCUCGCUCGCGCUGCUCUUGUCUUGUCACACGCUAAACGCAGCAGAGUGACGGCAUCCGACACAAAUUGCGAGCCCAAGGCUGCAGCCACGGCCCGAAAAGCCUGGUCCGCUUCAUCUCGACGAUCCAUCAAGAGCGCCUAG